Messenger RNA from Paramuricea clavata, 156 nucleotides. The record is from the annotation of a GenBank genome assembly. NCBI's taxonomy places the organism in Eukaryota, Metazoa, Cnidaria, Anthozoa, Malacalcyonacea, Plexauridae.
GUUCCUGGGGGUGAGGACAAGGUUCCUGGGGGUGAGGACAAGGUUCUCGGGGGUGAAGACAAGGUUCCUGGCGGUGAGGACAAGGUUCCUGGCGGUGAGGACAAGGUCCCUGUCGGUGACGACAAGGUUGCUGUCGGUGAGGACAAGGUUCCUGGG